CCCGCCACCCCGGAGAAACCCUCGCACCUUAUACCCUCGCCCUUCCCUUCACCACCCUCUGUGCCCUCCCACGAGUUGUGGCUGCUGCCUCGACGAAAAGCCGUGCCCGCCCGGCGUCGGCCUGUCUGCCGAGAGUCUCGCUGUCCACCGGUCGAUCGCUGCAGUUGGCGCUUUUUGUUCGCCGUCGCCAGUGCCAGCGGCUGCCGAUUGUUAAAAAAGGAUUUGAAGAUGGAAAGUGAGACUGGAGAUUUAACUUUUAAGGGGUUAGGUGUAUGUGAGGAACUACUAGCUGCAUGUGAAAAUUUGGGGUGGAAAGUCCCCUCAAAGAUUCAAGCGCAGUCGAUUCCACAUGCUCUUGAAGGUAGAGACAUUAUUGGGCUUGCAGAAACAGGUUCAGGCAAAACUGGAGCUUUUGCUAUUCCCAUUCUGCAAGCACUUCUGGAAUGCAAAGGGCAACCAGAAGCAUUUUUUGCUUGCGUGCUUUCCCCAACAAGGGAAUUGGCAAUUCAAAUUUGUGAACAAUUUCAAGCUCUAGGAUCGGGCAUUGGUUUAAGAUGCAUAUCAAUUGUUGGAGGUGUUGAUAUGAAUGCUCAAGCAAUUUCACUUGGGAAAAGGCCUCAUGUUUUGGUAGCCACUCCUGGGCGUUUGGUGGAUCAUCUUAAGAGUACAAAAGGUUUCAGCCUUCGGACACUGAAAUACCUGGUCUUGGAUGAGGCUGACAGGUUGCUGAAUAUGGAUUUUGAAAAGGAAAUUGAUGAAAUACUCAACAAUAUCCCCAAGGAGAGAAAAACAUACUUAUAUUCAGCUACAAUGACAAAGAAGGUGGGCAAGCUCCAGAGAGCAUGCCUGAAGAACCCUGUAAAGGUUGAAGCAUCUUCCAAGUAUUCUACUGUCGAUACCCUUAAACAACAAUACCGCUUAGUACCUGCAAAAUACAAGGAUGCGUAUCUUGUAUAUAUUCUUACUGAGAUGACUGGCAGCACAUCAAUGGUUUUCACUCGUACUUGUGAAUCAACUCGACUGCUGUCCUUGAUCCUGCGCAACCUUGGACUGAAGGCUAUCCCUAUCAGUGGACAGAUGAGCCAGCCAAAAAGGUUGGGAGCUCUGAACAAAUUUAAAGCAGGAGAAUGUAACAUCCUCAUUUGCACAGAUGUUGCAAGCCGAGGACUUGAUAUUCCUUCAGUUGAUAUGGUGAUCAAUUAUAACAUCCCAUCUAAUUCUAAGGAUUAUAUUCAUCGAGUAGGCAGAACCGCUCGUGCAGGUAGAACUGGAAUUGCCAUUUCGCUAGUAGACCAGUAUGAAGUGGAAUGGUAUCUGCAGAUAGAAAAGCUAAUUGGCAAGAAACUGCCUGAGUAUGCUGCUGAAGAAGAAGAAGUGUUGCUACUACUAGAACGUGUUUCAGAGGCCAAACGAAUUUCUCAGAUGAAAAUUAAAGAAACAGCUGGAAAGAGGAGAAGAAGCGGGGGUGAUGAUGAUGAUGAAGAAGACAGACAUCUCGCUUCUUUGAAGAAAUCUGCAAAAUCAAAGAGAAGGUGACAGCUGCAGUAUUUUUUGAUCUAGCACGGGAAGUUGUAGAGAAAGAAAGAGUUACUUUACCUUCAGAUGUAAAUUGAAGGAUCGAUUUAAUUAGGUGAUUGCACCAACUUUUUCUGUCUAAACUGUAAACCAAGUUGCGAAGCGGGCAACAUGGUUCCCAGGAUAUCAUUUUUACCUACUUGGUGAAUUAUCGAUGUAGCAAAAACAAGGCCAACUCUAAUGUGUAAACGAGGGGAAUGAUUGCAACAAACAACUUAUGUAAUUUGCCUUUUGCUUUAUGUUCC
Molecule: messenger RNA, 1820 nt
Organism: Nymphaea colorata (pocket water lily)
Lineage: Eukaryota; Viridiplantae; Streptophyta; Magnoliopsida; Nymphaeales; Nymphaeaceae
Product: DEAD-box ATP-dependent RNA helicase 10
Exons: 15
Coding region: 229-1536 (435 amino acids)
Molecular function (GO): ATP binding; nucleic acid binding; RNA helicase activity
Source: RefSeq, a predicted model, not a curated record